CUAGGGCUUGUGAUGAAGUCAGUUAACCACAGCCUUCAACAUGCUCUGCUCUGGAGGCAGCAGUGGCUUCUUGGUGGUAUCUCGGCCAUGACAUCCACUUGACAUGCCCUCUCUUAACCCACUGGUAGACAGUUUCUCUUGCCCUGCAGCAUGGACCAAAGAGAAAUUCUGCAGAAGUUCCUGGAUGAGGCCCAAAACAAGAAAUCUAACAAAGAGGAGUUUGCCAAUGAAUUUCUGUGGCUGAAAAGACAAUCCACUAAGUACAAGGCAGACAAAACCUAUCCUACAACUGUGGCUGAGAGACCCAAGAAUAUCAAGAAAAACAGAUACAAGGAUAUCUUGCCCUAUGAUCAUAGCUUAGUAGAGCUGUCUCUGAUAACCUCAGAUGAAGAUUCCAACUACAUCAAUGCCAACUUCAUUAAGGGAGUUUAUGGACCCAAAGCUUAUAUAGCCACCCAGGGACCUUUGUCUACAACUCUCCUGGACUUCUGGAGGAUGAUUUGGGAAUACAGUGUCCUGAUCAUUGUUAUGGCGUGCAUGGAGUUUGAGAUGGGGAAGAAAAAGUGUGAGCGCUACUGGACUGAGCCAGGAGAGCUACAACUGCAAGUUGGUCCUUUCUCCAUAUCCUGUGAAGCUGAAAAUAGAAAAUCUGAUUACAUAAUCAGGACUCUAAAAGCCAAGUUCAAUAGUGAAACUCGAACUCUCUACCAGUUUCAUUACAGGAAUUGGCCAGACCAUGAUGUGCCUUCAUCCAUAGACCCUAUUCUUGAGCUCAUCUGGGAUAUGCGUUCUUACCAAGAGGAUGACCAUGUUCCCGUGUGCAUUCAUUGCAGUGCCGGUUGUGGAAGGACUGGUGUUAUCUGCGCUAUCGAUUAUACCUGGAUGUUGCUAAAAGACGGGAUCAUUCCUGAGAACUUCAGUGUUUUUAGUUUGAUCCAGGAAAUGCGAACACAAAGGCCUUCAUUUGUUCAAACUCAGGAACAGUAUGAACUGGUCUACAAGGCUGUAUUAGAACUAUUUAAGAGACAGAUGGAUGUCAUCAGGGGUAAAAAGUCAGGAACAGAGAUUCAAGCAAAGUAUUCAGUUCUUGAGCAAAAUCCCACCCUAGAAGCAGAGUCUUAUUCUAAUUUACCAAACAGUGGCAUAAAAGAAGCAAAAACGGUGAAGCAACAGAAUAAACAAAAGAUAAGGCUGAAAAGUGCAGACGCUUCCUCCUUUGGCCUCAGGACUCCUGAAAUAAGUGAAAAGGAAGGGUUAGUUUUACACCCUGCUGAACAGAGCAGUUCGUUUGACAUUUUGGAACUAAAUUGUAGUUGUAACAAAAAUGCUGACACAACCGUGAAAUGGGAGCCAAAGGCAUUUCCAAUAGUUGGGGAGCCUCUUCAGAAACAUCAGAGUCUAGACUGGAGCCCCGUUUUGUUUAAUUCCAAACCUGCAAAUGUAGCAGGGGGAUAUUUCAACUCAAAGGGGCCGAUAACGCGGACCAAAUCAACUUCCUUUGAACUGAUGCAGCAAAGAGACACCAAGGAGCUGGAUAUCAAGGAGAAUGUUUUGUGUUUGGAACCUCAACCGCACAACUCUCCUCUUGGGCGGGCUCAAAAAGCGAUGCACGUUUCUUCAGCAGAACUGAAUUAUUCACUGCCAUCUGACUCUCGGCGCCAAACGGGCAAUGCCUCUGAUGCAAAGCAGCAGGACUCUAGUGCUGUUCAGGUGCAUUCUUACAUGUCCUUGGAAGAUCCUUUUUUUUCAUCAUUGUCACCAAGUAGCACUGGUUCUAAGAUGUCUCUUGAUUUACCUGAGAGGCCAGAUGGAACCGCUUUACCUCGUUCUCCACUGCCCGCGUCCUCCACAACCCUCUUCUCUUGCUACAAUUCACAUAAUUCUUUAGCACUGAGUUCUCCAACUGGUCACCCUCCACCCCUGGACCAAGAGACAGCAGUAGUCGCAACUUCUCCAAGGAUAGAUGAUGACAUUCCCCCUCCACUUCCGGAACGGACACCUGAGUCUUUUAUUGUGGUGGAGGAAGCCGGAGAAUUUCCACGGACUGUUCCCAAAUCCUUAUCUUCAGCUGUGAAGAGUGUAAAACUGCGGAGUCCCCAGUCAGAUCUACAUCAAGAUCGGUCUUCUCCUCCCCCACCUCCACUCCCUGAAAGAACCCUGGAGUCCUUCCUUCUUGCUGACGAAGAUUGUAUGCAGGCUCAGUCUAUACGGACCUAUUCUACUAGCUGUCCUAACACCAUGGAAAAUUCAACAUCUUCAAAGCAGACAUUGAAGACUCCUGGAAAAAGUUUCACAAGGACUAAGAGCUUGAAAAUUUUGAGAAACAUGAAAAAGUGUGUCUCUAAUUCUUCUCCAGCAAACAAGCCUGCAGACUCUGUUCAGUCAAAUCGCUCCAGCUCCUUUCUGAAUUUUGGGUUUGCAAAUCGUUUUUCAAAACCCAAAGGACCAAGGAAACCACCAGCGACUUGGAAUAUUUAACACAACUUUGGAAUAUAGCUGCAAGUGCAUCUGGAAAUAAAACUACUGGAAUACUGCUAGCUAAAAUAAGUGUUCCAUAUUUAUAAUUUCAACAAUGAAGACCCUGUAAUGUUUAAUAGCAAUAUUAGAAAAGCCAUAUUCAAAGACGUGCCAGAAGUUUUACAUUUUCAUCUCAUUUGCAUUGGGUUGGAAACUGGAAAUAAGUUUGUCACUUGGGAUUAUGUAGAGAAUGCUGGAUGCGAAAGUUUUAGAAUGGACUUAUUUUUCAUUUUGGAAGUUAUUUUUAUUCUACUUAAGUAGAAACUUCAAAAUAUUUGUAAGAAUUGGAUCUCAACUGAAUGUCUACAUUGCCAGAUUUUACAAUAGCAAGUGUUUCACAAAAUCUGACUUGUGGUUGUGGCACAAAAUGAUACAAAAUGACUGCUUGUGACAAUGACUAUUCCCUGGGAGUUAUUUUUGCCUAAAUGGAGUAUACCUUGCGCAUCUUCCCAAAGGUGGAAAACCAGAGUAGUAAGAAAAGGAAACGUUAUAAUUAAGAGAAUAAAUAAUAAUGAAAAUAAUUUCAUAUCAUAUUUCAAUAAUGAAAAUAAUAAAAGAAUAAUGAAAAUCA
Messenger RNA from Leopardus geoffroyi (Geoffroy's cat), 3088 nucleotides. It is a transcript of the gene PTPN22, whose product is annotated as protein tyrosine phosphatase non-receptor type 22. NCBI's taxonomy places the organism in Eukaryota, Metazoa, Chordata, Mammalia, Carnivora, Felidae. The record is from RefSeq and is a predicted model, not a curated record. Gene Ontology annotation, molecular function: non-membrane spanning protein tyrosine phosphatase activity. The transcript has 21 exons. Gene Ontology annotation, biological process: positive regulation of toll-like receptor 9 signaling pathway; positive regulation of granzyme B production; peptidyl-tyrosine dephosphorylation. Bases 151 to 2478 code for a protein of 775 amino acids. Gene Ontology annotation, cellular component: nucleus; cytoplasm.